Messenger RNA from Photinus pyralis (common eastern firefly), 882 nucleotides. RefSeq lists its product as uncharacterized. The record is from RefSeq and is a predicted model, not a curated record. Lineage: Eukaryota; Metazoa; Arthropoda; Insecta; Coleoptera; Lampyridae. The coding region runs from base 22 to 819 and encodes 265 amino acids. The transcript has 4 exons.
AAUUGCAUCGCGAACGUUAACAUGGCAAGUUCAAGUAAAAUGCCCAAGCUGUCCUUAUCAAUGAAAAAGAAGCCAGUGCCGUCCACCAGUAUUAACAAUAAUGGGAAAGCUAAAGUUCGUUGCGCAGUGCCGUCCACAAGUGGGAAAGCUAAAGUUCUUAGCGACAUAAGGAUUGCACCACCAAAACCACCACAAGAUCCUAGGUGUGCAGUGCAGUGCAAACAUUCGACGCAUCCACCACCGCCGCUAAUACCUAUCGCGAGUGCGCCAUCCCUUCCGCUCCUAGAUGACCAAUAUUCGGUCAUCACGAUCAACUCAGACGAUGAGUCUGGGGGUCGAACAGCACAAAUACGUACGGAGCCGACUGUCGAUGCGCAGCUUGCGGAGCUGUUGGAUGCGAUUGAGGGUAGCGGGUCAUCAUGCACCCAAAAUCGAAUUUACCCGCCAUUAAUAAGGUCACCGUCGCCGGCUCCUCCACUUCUGCCAGCUGGAGAUCAGCAUGUAUAUACCACCACAACAACUAUGGCGGUGCUUCCAAGGGGUGGAAAAAACCUGGACCAAAUGCUUCAGCUUUAUGGAGUUGGUGGAGGAGACCCUUGCGGCGGCAACUGGAAUGGGAGCCCAUCAACGCCGAAACAGGUGGCUGAGGCGACCUACGCGAGCCUCCUUAAGAUGGCUCCCGAGUAUGAAAAAAAGCUGCUUGAUGCCCGGGCCAAGGUGUCCAAAUUGGUCCUCGACCUCGAAGAAGCGCGGGAGGAAGAAAGAGCCAUAGAUCAAGAUGUAAAAUAUCUCAACAAUCUCAUUCAAUGUCAUUUUUAACGCACAAUUUGUAAAAAUAAAUGUAAUAAAAACGCUCAAACGUCGUUGCUCCUUAAAAUUCAA